Molecule: messenger RNA, 788 nt
Organism: Colletotrichum phormii
Lineage: Eukaryota; Fungi; Ascomycota; Sordariomycetes; Glomerellales; Glomerellaceae
Exons: 1
Coding region: 56-520 (154 amino acids)
Source: RefSeq, a predicted model, not a curated record
UGCUGCUGCUGCUGCUGCUGCUGCUGCUGCUGUUCGUGCCUUUUGGGUGCCGUGCAUGACAUUUUUACGUACCUUUCUGGGGCCUGCAGUUUCGCCUUCAUCUCUCUCUUCAUCCUCUUUUAUCCACCGCCAUUUCCAAAUUCUUUGUUUAUUUGCUGGGGGAGAAAGAGAGAGAGAGAGAGAACAUUGCCCCCAAAUCGAACGAACCUUCUUCUCUACUCCGUACCGCGUCUGGGUUUUGCACCUUUUCUUUUUUUUUCCGUGCUCGUCUUGCCGAUUCGCUAUCCAUCUCCGAUACGGCAACGUCCACAGUAUUUCAUACUAUCCAGACCACCUACCCACUACCGCCCCUCAACGUAUUCCCAAUAGACGCGAAAAGGAAGGGUUCGAUUCCUUCUGCAGAGUCUCAUCUUCCAUUGCAUACGUAUCUGUACGCUGCGGAGCGCUGCGCACGAGUCGGACGACUGAAACGAAACAGACACGCGCGCUCACGCUUUGGAACCACCUCGCCUACGAAUGAAUACCUUACCUGUCCAAACAAACGUACCCGCAACAACGGUUAUCGCAUCGCACCAGCAGUAGCAUCUUUCCCUUCGACACGGAGUCGAGCAACUAAGAAAAACAAACCUUGCCCUGCCAUCUAUAAUCCACCUCUGGAUCUCGACUGCAACCGCCAGACCUCUUGGGACUGCUACCUUACGUUGUAGUGUGGGUGUGCUUGUCUGUCACUGUUCGGUUUCUCUUUUUUGGCGGUUCCCAUCUCGGCUUCGCAACCCCGCCAGCCGUUC